Messenger RNA from Blastomyces gilchristii SLH14081, 3412 nucleotides. RefSeq lists its product as uncharacterized. Bases 1817 to 2734 code for a protein of 305 amino acids. Gene Ontology annotation, molecular function: methyltransferase activity. The transcript is spliced from 8 exons. The record is from RefSeq and is a predicted model, not a curated record. Lineage: Eukaryota; Fungi; Ascomycota; Eurotiomycetes; Onygenales; Ajellomycetaceae.
UCUGGGCUGAAAAGGACCCGACAAACUGGGAGGAGAUUUGACACCACACCGGACAAAUAAUUACGUGCAGCAGAUGACUACGUAAAUAUCGUUCAAUUCGAGUUUGGCUUUCAAUUUAGUUCGAUCAACGUUUGCUCACCGCCUACUGAUGAGACUUCAUAGACUUUCAUUCGUCGUGUUUGUGGUCCCAGCUUUUUAAAUUUAAUUUCGCGAACUGCAAAACAAGUGCAUAACGCUUGGGCGUUCGAGGGACCAAGUUCAAAAAGGAUAGAGUUCAAGGCACCAAUGGUCACCGCGUGGACCAGAAUAAAAGGAACGAGGGCGAGAUUGUUAUCUUUUUGGACCGAAGACAGAGGGCACCGCAAAAGUUUCUCUCCUUGGUUUUGGUGUUGACGACAAGGACACGCCAACCGCAGGUCCAGGUUGGUGAUAUGCAUCAUAAGUGGACAUCCAUGGAUAAAGUCGUGUUCGGUUCCCGCGCUAUGCUACACACCUGUCAGGAAUCAUGUUAAUUUGUGAGUUGUUCUUCCUCAAUAAACAUCCUUCCCUUCUAUUCAGUUGAAGCUAAACCGACUGCCAUAUUGAUCGCUACUGUCCGAUCCAUCUCAAAGUUGCAGUCUGGGACCAACCGAGACUGGCAAUAUAUUGGGGUUAUUCCGUAUCCACAUUUCAUUUUCAUUUGUAUUUUUUCCCCGGCAAGUAGUUGGUUCCGUUGUCGACGGACACGGGAUAGGGAGUUGGAAAUCCCAAGUCCAUGUCACUGGGAAGAGAAUAGAACACGCCUAGAAUUCUAUGGCAAGUGUCGCAACCGAGAAUAGAGGUCUCGAUGACGUGUUGUUGCACCUGACAAUGCGGGUUAAAGGCUCAAUCACUAUCAUCAAUCCUUGUCCCAACCCCGGUCCCACCUGAAGUAGAAUUUCUACCGACGGGAAGGCUUUCGUUGUGGGACGAAUAAUGGAAUUUAUCUGAAUUUUGAGAGGGGCCUGAGAGUCCUAGUCAGAUUUCUGAUUCGAAACCACCAACCCAAAGGCAAUGCUCAAGAGUGUGCAGCCGUUUUGAAAAGGAACAGCCUCCGGCCGUCAUACCACAACCAUGUGACUUUGGAUUCACCAAUCGUCAGCUCUGGUAAUUUGGACUUUCGAAAGACAUUUCUGCAGUCCAGUGGUAUGAAAACCCAACUAGUUAAGGCCAGUUUAACAUGGCUCUCUCCAUCCAGUUCGCCAUUAGUUUCUCCCCGUUUAACCAUGCAUAUCGCUUUGGCCCGGUUGUAGGAGCGUUAUUAGCCAUUUUCGCCUUAAUUUUAUGGAGCCCCAAGACCACGAAUUCGACUAAGAGCAAAGCGAACAUUGCUGGCGAUGAGGGAAUCGCACGGGAAAUAGGCGGAGAAGAGGAGCCUUGCGGAUGGUCAGUAGAUGUGACGGGCAGUCAGUCGCGACUGGAUUUCUCCGACGCUCAACAUCCCUAAGAUUUUCUUUUCCAAGAUUGAUGCAAGACAGGGGUACGCACUGCGGAACAAAAAAACUGUACAAUAUAAAAGUCCGGUUGAUCUGAACCGAAUGCGACGCUAUCCUGAACAAAUCUAAGCUCAAUCCGUUUCCGCAUCUAACAGUAACUUCAGUGACGCGAAGGCAUCAGUGCAAAACGAAAGGGGUAUUGUACUUCAUCAAUUUUUGACCGCACUCCAACCUCAACCAGAAUAUUAGUCGGUACCAUUCGUGCAUCAGAAAAUACCAUUCCAGAGUCAAUUUUCUCUCCUUCCUCCAGUCCUGGAUACUCGCAAUAUAUCGGGAAUAUAUUCCGAAAUAAGGCUAAGAUCAUGAACCCGGAAUCUGGAACCACGGAAUUAGACGAAUGUUUCCUUGAACUAAUCACAUAUCAAGGGAGAGAGUUUCAAAAUUACUCUGUGGAAAAUGCCAUUUAUUUUGGGCCUAUCGACGAUGAUGAAAUUGAACGACUGGAGCUACAACAUCGCGUUCUCAGCACAGUUUUCGACGAGCGAUUGAUAUUUCCUCCAGUGGACUCGCCAAAACGAGUUCUUGAUUGCGGUUAUGGGACCGGAAGUUGGGCUGUCGAAGUUGCGGAAAAAUAUCCAUCUUGUGAAGUUAUCGGGGUAGAUAUAUCUCCGCACAUGAGGCCGGAUGAAACGCCUGAGAACCUAUGGCUGCAGGUUGAUGACUUAAAUCGACCGUUCACAUUUAAACCAAACUAUUUCGACGUUGUUCACUCCAGGCUUGUCGCUUCCGGAUUGCAUAGACAGAGAUGGCCGAGCUAUAUUAGGGAUAUAAAAAAAACGCUGAGACGUGGCGGUUGGGUACAAAUGGUCGAAAUAUACUUCAAUGUACAAUCAGAUAACGGUACUAUUACCCAUGAUCACGCCUUGAGGCAGUGGAGUUCGAAAUAUUUUCAAAGCAUCGAGGACGUGAAAGACCCUAGAGUUGCAAUGAAUUUGAAAGGCCUUCUGGAAUCUGCCGGGUUCGCCAAUAUCCAAACGACAUUGAUUAAUGUCCCUUUGGCUCCUUGGCCAAAUGACGCCCGUUUGCGUGGGAUAGGAAGCAUGAAUAGGCCAAAUGUCUAUAGCCUUCUCGGUUCGUUGGCAUUAUAUCCACUUAUGAAGCGAAUGAACAUGUCUCGAGAAGAAUUUGAGGUACUUGUCGCCCAAGCUCGCACCGAGGUAGAUAACCUAUCUCUUAAGGCAUAUUUCCCGCUAUAUGUUGCCAUUGGCCAAAAGCCGUGAUCAGUUAGUACAGCCGCCGGCUACAUUGCAUACUGUGAGUAAUACAAAUCGAACUGCAUGGGGAAAAUGUGUUGAAGGAUCGCAAGCCGUGGCAAUCGGAAGGGUAUUGUUUGCUUUUAGUAUGCCAUUUUUCUGUCUCCUAGCUAGGAUACUAGGGGUUACCACGAAUCAAAUAUUCAUUCAAGUCCAUCUCUGCUACCCAUGGAUGUAAUUUCAGUUUCAUCAGCCUGUUAAUGUCACGAAGCCUUAGCAUUGUUUCAAAUACAUAGAAAGAGAAGGGGAUGGAUAUACCCAGGCAAUUCCGUUUGUUAUUAAAUGGCCCCAAGCCAUUUUGUCCCAGUUAAUAAUGCUGUCUUUCACACCAAAUUACACGUUUCCAGCUACCGAUAACUCCAACACUGGCAGGGUUCCUUUCUGGAAGGGAUCGAAUAUUCAUCUCAUAACACGCAUCCGCGCCACCGGCCGUUCAACCGCUGAUAUAUCAUGUAAUGGAGACUUCGGGACAACUGUUUUACCAGAAGAGAAGAAUUUCCGGAAUUCGGCAGGAAAGCUGUCGCCUGAAUGGUGUCCGAAGGCAUUUGUUCUGUGUGCCUUAUUCAAUUAACUGUACGACACAUCAACCUCAACCACGAAAGACGAAUACACGCGCCAUCUAUUUGCACCAUAUGCAGAUGGGGA